Molecule: messenger RNA, 2921 nt
Organism: Carlito syrichta (Philippine tarsier)
Lineage: Eukaryota; Metazoa; Chordata; Mammalia; Primates; Tarsiidae
Gene: CDH16
Product: cadherin 16
Exons: 18
Coding region: 184-2673 (829 amino acids)
Biological process (GO): cell-cell junction assembly; multicellular organism development; adherens junction organization
Cellular component (GO): plasma membrane; adherens junction; catenin complex
Molecular function (GO): calcium ion binding; cadherin binding
Source: RefSeq, a predicted model, not a curated record
GCUGCUGUGGGCCCACUGGCCUUUUCCACUCCUGAGCAAGCGUGGCUGAACCGCCUACCAGCUCAAGUGUCCACCUUGUCCUGUCCCGCCCAGCCUGGCCAGAGCUCCCUGGAGAAGGAGCCCUCUCACCUGGUGGCCGGACCAAGGGAGCCAACCUUGGGCACUGGAGGGCCUGAACCGACCAUGGUCCCUGCCUGGCUUUGGCUGCUUUACCUCUCUAUCCCCCAGGCUGUCCCUGAGGCCCAGCCUGAAGAGCUAUAUGUGGAAGUUCCAGAAAACUAUGGUGGAAAUUUUCCCUUGUACCUGACCAAGCUGCUGCUGCCCCAUGAGGAAGCCGAAGGCCAAAUUGUGCUGUCAGGGGACUCAGGUCGGACAGCUGAAGGUCCCUUUGCUGUGGAUCCAGAGUCUGGCUUCCUGCUGGUGACCAAGGCCCUGGACCGAGAGGAACAGGCAGAGUACCAGCUUCAGGUCACCCUGGAGACAAAGGAUGGACAUGUAUUGUGGGGCCCACAACCUGUGCUUGUGCAUGUGAAGGAUGAGAAUGACCAGGUGCCACAUUUCUCCCAAGCCAUCUACAGAGCUCAGCUAAGCCAGGGCACCAGGCCUGGCAUCCCCUUCCUUUUCCUUGAGGCUUCCGAUGAAGAUGAGCCAGGCACAGCCAACUCAGAUCUUCGAUUCCACAUCCUGAGCCAAGCACCAGCCUGGCCUUCCCCAGACAUGUUCCAGCUGGAUCCUCAGCUGGGGGCUCUGGCCCUCAGUCCCAAGGGGAGCACCAGCCUAGACCAUGCCCUGGAGGGUCCCUACCAGCUGUUGGUACAGGUCAAGGACAUGGGGAACCAGGCCUCAGGCCACCAGGCCACCGCCACUGUAGAAGUCUCCAUAGUAGAGAGCACCUGGGUGCCCCUAGAGCCUAUCCACCUGGCAGAAAAUCUCAAAGUCUCAUACCCACACCAUGUUGCCCAGGUACACUGGAGUGGGGGGGAUGUGCAUUAUCACCUGGAGAGCCAGCCCCCUGGACCCUUUGGUGUAGACACAGAGGGGAUCCUCUAUGUGACCAGAGAGCUGGACCGAGAAACCCAGGCUGAGUAUCUGCUUCAGUUGCGGGCUCAGAAUCUCCGUGGCGAGGACUAUGCUGAACCUCUGGGGCUGCACGUGGUGGUGAUGGAUGAAAAUGACAAUGUGCCUGUCUGCCCCCCACCUGGGCCCCCACUCAGCAUUCCUGAGCUCAGUCCCAUAGGCACUGAAGUGACUAGGGUGGUGGCAAAGGAUGCGGAUGCUCCCGACUCUCCCAAUUCCCACAUUGUGUAUCAGCUCCUGAGUCCUGAGCCUGAGGAAGGGGCAGAGGGGAGAACCUUCGAGCUGGACCCCACUUCAGGCAGUGUGUCACUGGGGAUUGCUCCACUCCAAGCUGGCCAGGACAUCCUGCUUCAGGUGCUGGCCAUGGACCUGGCAGGAGCAGAGGGUGGCCUCAGCAGCAUGUGUGAAGUCACAAUCACAGUUACAGAUAUCAAUGAUCACGCCCCUGAGUUCACCACUUCACAGAUUGGGCCUAUAAGCCUCCCUGAGGAUGUGGAGCCCGGGACUCUGGUGGCCACACUCACAGCCACUGAUGCCGACCUUGAGCCUGCCUUCCGCCUCAUGGACUUUGCCAUUGAGAAGGGGAAUAUGGAAGGGAUCUUUGGCCUGGAUUGGGAGCCAGAUUCUGGUCAUGUCCAACUUCGACUCCGCAAGAAUCUCAGCUAUGAAGCAGCUCCAAGUCACGAGGUGGUGGUGGUGGUGCAAAACGUGGCGGAGCUGGUGGGGCCAGGCCCAGGCCCUGGAGCCACAGCCACGGUGACUGUGCUGGUGGAAAGGAUGAUACCACCCCCCAAGUUGGACCAGGAGAGCUAUGAGACCAGUGUCCCGGUUAGCACCCCAGCAGGCUCCCUCCUGCUGACUGUCCAGGCCUCAGAACCCAUGAACAGAACUCUCAGAUUCUCCCUAGUCAAUGACUCAGAGGGCUGGCUCUGCAUCGAGAAGGUCUCUGGGGAGGUGCACACGGCCCAGUCCCUGCAGGGUGCCCGGCCUGGGGACACGUACACAGUGCUGGUGGAGGCCCAGGAUGCAGAUGAGCCGAGACUAAGCACCUCUGCUACUCUCGUGAUCCACUUCCUGAAGGCCUCUCCUGCUCCAGCCCUGACUCUGGCCCCUGUGCUCUCGCGACAUCUCUGUACACCCCGCCAGGACCAUGGUGUGAUUGUCAGUGGACGCAGUGAGGACCCUGACCUGGCCAGUGGGCAUGGUCCCUACAGUUUUGCCCUUGGUCCCAACCCCACAGUGCAGCGGGAUUGGCGCCUCCAGCCUCUUAAUGGUUCCCAUGCCUACCUCACACUGGCCCUGCAUUGGGUGGAGCCACGUGAACACAGAGUCCCUGUGGUGGUCAGCCACAAUGCCCAGACAUGGCAACUCCUGGUUCGAGUGAUCGUGUGUCGCUGCAAUAAGGAGGGACAGUGCAUGCGCAAGGUGGGCCGUAUGAAGGGCAUGCCCACGAAACUGUCGGCAGUGGGCAUCCUCGUGGGCACUCUGGCAGCGAUAGGCUUCUUCCUCAUCCUCAUCUUCACCCACCUGGCUCUAGCCAGGAAGAAGCACCUGGAUCAGCCAGCUGACAGUGUGCCCCUGAAGACAACCGUCUGAGUGGUCCAGGAAGCCCCAGUGGGGAGCUUGGCCUCUGGCUUCAUCUGAGUCCCUCGGGAGAGGGCCUAGCACCUGAGAUCCAACAGGGGCCAGAAUAGAGUGGAAGCCCUUCUACCUGUGCUGGAGUGAAGGCAUCAUCACCAGACAUGUCCCCAGAGCCUGAACACUGACUUGAUGGACUGCCUGUUGGGUGCUCCAAAUGGCAGCACGUUUAUCCAGUAAUAAAGCCUCAGGGAGCUGGGCAGGGC